AUGUUACCUUCAUACUUCACCCUUUUCUUUGACGAUGGCAAUGGAACGCAACCAGACCUCCCCCCAGGAUCACCUCCAACUCUCAAAUUCGAAGGACCCUGGUUGACCACCCAAUUAAUCCUCUCUGGAUCCAUUGGUCUUAUAUCUUUCUUGAUAUUCUCAUACUCAAGAACCCGUUGGCCCCUUCUUUUUGCGCCGAGAACCAAGUUGAAGGGCUUUUCUCCUCAUGAAGCCCAUGCACAUCAAGCGUUUUUCGGCUGGAUUCUCCCUACGAUUAGGACUUCGGAGUUCACAGUAUUACAGAUUGUUGGUUUGGAUGCCGCUGUGCUGUUAAAUUUCUUCAAAAUGGCCUUCUAUCUGUUCUCUGUUUGCUCCUUUUUUGCUGUUACUGCGUUAAUGCCUCUGAAUUGGAAGCAUAAUAAAAGGUUAGGGGACGACAAUGAUGGGAACGAGCCUGAUGACGACUGGAACGCCCUUUUUGUGUCUUAUUCCUUGGAGCCGUCUCAAAAUUCUACGCUUCCUACCGACGAUUCCUGGCUGGGCCUCAUUUCCGACGCAAAUACCUACCUUUCGGUGCACCUAGUCUUCACGUAUCUCUUCACUGGUCUCUCGCUCUACUUUACCUACAAGAACUACCGUCGUUUUAUUCGAUCUCGCCAACUCUUUUCCCUUGAACUGGUUCAUUCCAUACCUGCUCGUACAGUAAUGGUCACAAACCUUCCACAGCACCUGCGCGGGGAAAGAUCGUUGGCAGAAUACUUCGAGAGCAUGAACAUGAGCGUAGAGAGUGUGUCCGUGGUUCGCGAGGUUGGCAGUUUGGAACGUCUUCUGAACAAACGAACCCGGGCUUUAUUAGCUUUGGAGAAGGCGUGGGCCGCCUACGUCGGUAAUCCCAGCACAGUAGAAGAAUAUGAUCCCGAAAAUACUGCGGUCGUCAAUCUAAUUGAACCAGACACAGAGAGUGGACCUACGACUCGCCUGGUCGUCCCUCAUCGACAGCGACCCACAAUCCGGCCAGGAUGGUUCAAACCCAAGGUCGAUGCACUGGAGUAUUUGGAAAAUCGAUUCGGUGAGAUCGACGAAAUAGUCAAGAGAAGAAGACGAACUGGAAAAUUCAAGGCAACGAAAACCGCGUUUGUGACUUUCGAAAAGAUGUCUAGCGCGCAAAUUGCUCUCCAAACUGCCCAUGCUCCGAAUCCCUUCCAAUGCGUGACAUACGCCUCCCCAGAGCCUCGGGACAUUGUAUGGGCCAACAUGACGUCCUCCGAUCAUACUCUUCGUGCUCGGGAUAUUUUGAUUCUGGCUGCCAUUGGCCUUCUGUUCUUUUUCUGGGUAAUACCCAUCGCUGCAUUAGCUAGUUUACUUUCCUACGAGGAGAUAAAGAAAACUCUGCCAUGGCUCGCUGGUUUGAUCGACAAAAACGACAAGAUACAGGCAUUGGUUCAAAACUCGUUACCUUCUGUUGCGAUGAUUACGUUGAACGCUCUGCUACCUUUUGCGCUUGAAGGUUUAACAUAUUUUCAGGGAUAUCGCGCUCGCAGUUGGAUUGAAUACUCAUUGAUGAAAAAAUAUCACUUAUUCCUUUUGGUCAACGUCGUAUUUAUAUUCCUCGUUGCCAGUACUUAUUGGCAGCUUGUUCGUGAUUUGGCCAAUUUCCCAGCUAAGAUUCCCGAAAAACUUGCGAAGUCUCUCCAAUCAGGUCACGCCAGGAAUUUUUUUCUCUCUUAUGCUAUUCUACAAGGCUUAGGUAUCAUGCCUCUCCAGCUUUUGAAUCUCGGCGUAAUCGUGCCUCGAAUUGUAAUGCGAUUGUUCUUCACCAGAACUCCUAGAGAUUACGCUGAACUUAACGCGCCCCCAAUGAUUAACUACGGCGUCGUCUAUCCCCAAGCCAUUCUCAUGUUCACUAUCACUAUGUUAUACAGUGUUGUCCAACCACUUAUCGUCGUCUUCGGAGCUAUAUACUUUGGCGUAGCCUAUGUUGUAUACAAGUACAAACUGUUAUUCGUGUUCUACAAACCGUAUGAAUCGCAAGGCCAAGCCUGGCCAUUGACAUAUGUUCGCCUCGUCUGGGGUGUCUUAAUUUUCCUCGUGUUCAUGACUGGCUUCUUCCUCCUCUCGAAAUCCUUUGUGCUUUCGUCGCUGCUUGUUCCACUCCUGGCCGGUACGGUAAUCUGGUCUUGGUGGUUACAUAAAUCGUUAACACCUCUGAGUGACUACGUCAACCUGAGCUCAGUAUUUGAGGUCGAACGAGGUGAAGAAUCAGCUGACGUAGCGAGACUGAAGCUGGGACACCCUGUCACCUGGUCUCAAAGUAAUUUGAAUCGGCGUAGAUAUGCCCAAAACGACGAUACGUUAUAUGUUGCUCCAGAAGAUGAAAGGACAGACUAUUCUCAACCGCCUAUGGCUAAUUGGUAUCGCGGGGUACUCAACACUGGGAAAAGGCGCUUUGGACAUCCCGCACUCAACGGAGUGUUACCGGAACCGUGGCUCCCGUUGAAGAAAGGUCAAACUUUAACUAAUCACGAAAACCGUAAUAAUGGUAGUCCUCGACAAGGCAAUGACUCCAAUCAGGCUGUGGUUCUUACCCUUCGAAAACGAGCCAGUGUAGUGCGCAGAAGCCGGCUGAUAUCUCGUCAAACACUAACAUCUGAAAGUGCCGCAAAUAACUCUAACCCUUGGCAGGAUGCGCAGUCUUCAACAGGGAGGACACAGACCGCCCCUAAUGUCAUUCAUCAUCGUCUCAGCUUUGAUCAUGCGACUGGCGUCAUCAUGAUACCUGACGACGAGAAUUGGCUAGCAGAAGAUGUCGAUAGCGAUGAAGAGGACUAUGGGGCCGCAGGUAUAGAUCGAAUUCAAAGAACUCAGACUGAACCUGCUAUUAGUGGAAGCGAAGUAGUAUCCGAGGAUGAGGACCUUCCAAUAGCAGCGAGUCCGUCUCGAACGUCUCGGUACGGUACUUACUUCCAUCAUCCAGAAAGAAGGAGACAAACAAUACCUGGGGCGUUUCCGAGGCCCUCAUAA
This is a messenger RNA of Lentinula edodes (shiitake mushroom), 3021 nucleotides long. RefSeq lists its product as uncharacterized. The transcript has 15 exons. The record is from RefSeq and is a predicted model, not a curated record. Bases 1 to 3021 code for a protein of 1006 amino acids. Lineage: Eukaryota; Fungi; Basidiomycota; Agaricomycetes; Agaricales; Omphalotaceae. Gene Ontology annotation, molecular function: calcium-activated cation channel activity. Gene Ontology annotation, cellular component: plasma membrane.